Molecule: messenger RNA, 5114 nt
Organism: Xyrichtys novacula (pearly razorfish)
Lineage: Eukaryota; Metazoa; Chordata; Actinopteri; Labriformes; Labridae
Source: the annotation of a GenBank genome assembly
ACAGUGCCUUUUUUCCUUAGCUUGACAACUCUGUGCUACCUGCCCUUGACUGACCCACGUGAGGCAGUUUAGCCUUUUAGAGACACACUGGACCGGCUGCUAGCUGGUUUUCAAGCAGCUAAAACCAGAGAAACUGUCCAGACAUCUUUUUGUUUAAGUGGUAUUUUCCUUGUUUAACACCCGGUAGAUCUUUACUAAAAUGUCAGGUACCGGCAGGUCUCUGUUGUUUUUACUCCGGCGGUGUGUCGCAGUUAGACACGGACCGGUUUCAAACGAGAUCAAAACAAGAAGCAGCGUUUUAACAGGCAGGUUAAUCCAGCAGAGAUCUUUGACAUCGUUAUCAUCAUCAUCACCCAGGACCGUCUGUCUGCAGAGACUCAGUGAGAUCCUGUCUGCGAAACACAGUCUGUCUGGCUUCUGUACAAAGGUGAGUAAUCACUGCUUUACACAGAGAACGUAACAUGAGUCCGCAGUGACUUUUUUUCAGAACUGAGCUUGUGUGACAGUCCUUAUGUAAGUCCGGGUGAAAAACUUGUAGGUUUUUAGGUCAAAGGGCCCUCCAGUAGGGGAGACUGGGGUGAGAUGAGCCAUUUUUCACAUUUCAGAUCACUACAUCAAGGCAAUCAUAGUUUUGUCUCUAACUAGUGUAUCUGCAUAUAUGUCAAGAUGUUGUGCAUCCCUGCAAACCAACACAAUGAGUGUAAACAUAACUGUCUUGAUAAUAUAGCAUGCCAAAAAAAGCGGUCUCCCCGUGUAUGGGGUAAGGUGACCAUAGGAGCGGGGUAAGUUGAGCUGUAGCCCUACUACUUUGUAUAAAACGAAUUUAAGAUGAUCUUUUUUGGUCUGAACACAAUUCUAAUAAAACUUAUGACAGACUAAAUUCACUUUCAAGAGUGAAAACUGUUUUUUUGGAAAUAAAUGUCUAACCACUUCACUCAUGUGCUUCUAACCUUCACAGACUCCAUGAACUGAUCUCCAUCUGUAAAUAUUUGGUCACAUGAUCAAUUUCUUUAACCAUUUCCAAGCAACAGGGGGUGACUCAACUUACCCUUUGGCUCAACUUACUCCACUCUCCCCUAGUUGACAAACCCCCAAAACAACUUCAGCAAUAAAUGUCAGCAAUAAGAACAGUCUUCACCUUUCUAAUAAUAUCAACAAAAAUAGAAAUACAGAAGCGUCCUAAAAGAAGGGUUUAUGCUAGGGCUGUUGAAAAAGCACUCCUAUUACAUCUUGUCUUGCAGACAGGAUCAUCGUGUGAAGAUGAUUACCCUCCACUGCCAGCUUAUGAGGGCAAACCACAAGCAGAGAAGGAGGUGUACAUCGUGCUGGUAAACGGCCUCCCCUGGUCGUGUUCGACUCAAGAUCUCCUGCGCUUCUUCUCAGGUGUGUGUUUUACAUAUUUGUAAAUUGUCACACCUGUUGCACAUCAACAGAGUCCUCUUUAGACUGAAACAUUAAGGUGACACGAACACUAACACUAAGGUGAGCUAUAGCAGGAAAGGUGGGAUACGGCAUUCAGCAUCGACCUUUCGUCUCUCCUUCCACGAUAAGUGCAGAUGCAGUGCACUGUUUAGAGUCGUGGAUUUUCCAGUACUUGUGGUUAGAUUCAUAGAUCCAAGCCACAAAUGUUUGUGUCGUUGUUAUGUUUUGUUGUCAUGAUGUUACAACUGUCAAAAGAUGACCAAAUAUUCACUCACAUUUUUUGUACUUCAGAGUGUAGGAUCUGUGAUGGAGAGAAGGGGAUCCAUUUCAUUGAAGACCAUCUAGGGAGGUCAGCAGGUCAAGCCUUCAUAGAGAUGGAGCAUGAAGAGGAUGUCAGGAAAGCUCUGGAGAAGCACAGGAAGUAUCUCGGACCACGCUAUGUAGAAGGUUUGUCAAUGAGCUGCUUGAAAUGUAGAAUACAGAAGCUGAUGGAGUUUUGAACAGUUAGUAAUGAAGUAUUAAGCUGUAAACUGAGCCUCUCUUUGUGUUGUUGCAGUUUCUGAAGUGACAAACAAAGAUGCAGAAGAGAUCCUGAAGAGAUCCAUCAAAACUGCAGCAAAGGGGGGGAUGGUCCGGCUCAGGGGUCUCCCCUACAGCUGCACUGAGACUGAUAUUGUGAAAUUCUUCUCAGGUAAGAAUCUGCUGCUGGUGAUUCCCAUGAAAGUACAUCCUCCUCAGCCCCAUCUCUACAAACACUUUAAGGAAGCCCUGUACAAUGAGUGAAACCCCGUCUUUAUUAUUCAAACAACCCAAACAAGCCAACAGAGGUUCAAUAUUCAAUAUAUAGAUCUUGUGGAGCGACAGUUUGAUUGAAAAAAGACCCCAAUGCAAGACAAGUGACCAGCAGAUGGGAGAGUGGCGAGUCUCUGUUAAUUGGUGCUCAGCAGGGGGUCUGUCCUUACCUCAUAACUACCAGCACUGUUGUAGGAUGAGCUCAACUACUGCACAGGAAGCUGGCAGCAUUAUGAUAACAGAUGGCACCAGGGAGAGCUCUCUGCAUAGAAAAUGCAUGAUGCUGAAUGUAAUAAAGGUCCUCAAAAACAAAACACUGUUUAAACCAUUUUCCCUCUUAAAGUUCGACCAAAAAAAGACUUUUUCACAUACUCGUGCAGCCUCUAUUUACGGUAAUUAUAACAGAAAAAUGGACAUUAACAAUAAACAAUGUGCAGCCACUCUGCAGGCUUGGUGCAUUUGUUGCAAGAAUUUCCUGUCUAUUCUUUCUUAUUCUCCAAGUUCUUAUUCUUGUAUGACUGAAUUAAAUUGUGUUUAUAACAAAUCUAGGUUGUUAGAUCAGAUUAGAUUAGAUUAGAUUAGAUUAGAUACAACUUUAUUUGUCCUUUUGGGAAGGUUCCCUGAAGGAAGUUAAAAUCUCAGCAGCAUCAAAUUUACAGAAAAGAAAAAAAGAAUGAUCAAAUACAAAUAUAUAGAGGGAGUAAAGAUGUAAUAGAAACUUCAGAUAAUUUAAGUAUUGAUAUAUAAAAAGUAAAAUUUUAAGCUCUGGACAUUGCAAAUUACUGUUUUACGACAACGACUACACCAGCCACAGUCCAAGGUGCUUGUAUAAGUCUACAGCCUCCACCUCGAUGCCAUCAGAACUGGUCUUCACCUUGGCCUGGGUCUCCCAAAGUCAAUGAAAAGCUCCGUGGUCUUCAAGGUGUUUAGGUGCAGAUGGUUCCUUUGACACCAGAUAGUACUCCUCCUCUCGGUCGUCCUUAAUACAUCCAACUAUGAGCUGUGUCAUCAGCGAACCUCUUGAUGUGACACAGCUCAGAGUUGUAGUAGAAGUACGCAGUGUACAGGGUGAAGAGAAGAGGGGGCCAGCCCUCUGAGGUGCUCUGGUGCUGCUUAUCAGAGUGUCAGACAUGAUGUCCUUCAACCUGACGUACUGCUGCCUGUUACUCCCCUUACCCAGAUGUGGGUGGGCUCUAGAGCAAGUAGAGAAUGGCGUCCUCCACAAAAAAAACACCUGCUCUGUAUGUAAACUGCUGGGCGUGUUGCACCUGGGGUCUGAGAAGGCUGAGGACGAGCCGCUCAAUCGUCUUCAUCAGUUAUUCUUGGGAACUGGAACAGUGCAGGAAGUCUUCCAGAGGGUGGGCACUCUCCCCAGCUGUAGGCUGAGGUUGAAUAGCCCUAAGAGCGAUUUACCCAUUUCAGCAGCAGAGGUCUUCAGUAGUCUAGGACACGCCUCGUCUGGUCUCCCUCAGCUGACCUCUGACCUGAUCCACAGUCAUGCCUGGAAAGGUCUGUGUUGAGGUGGAGGCUGAAGAGGAGGGAGGGGCUACUGUGAUGAUUGGGGGAGAUGUGUAAAUGACACAGGGUAAAGUCGGUGAAGGAUAAUUUUUGUAUUUUAAAGACCAAAGCUAAAUUGUGCUCUGUCUCUUUAAGGUUUGGAUAUCGUCCAGGACGGAGUCACUAUAGUCUUAGACCGCAGAGGGAGGAACUCUGGCAGGGCCGUUGUACAUUUUGCAACGCAAGAAGCCGCAGAUAAAGCUCUGCAGAGAGACAGACAGUCCAUUGGGAACAGGUAGGACUCCGCAUAGUUCAGUUACAUGCAGGAGCAUCAUAAUCUUGUCUUAUUUAUAUUCAGUGUGUUAAUUUGAGCUUCAUCUUCUGCUCUUUCUUUGUAUGUGCAGAUACAUCGAGGUGUUUCCCGGCAGGCCUGAUGCGGUUAACACAGAAUGGAGGGGGAGUAGCAGUUUACCUCCUCAGCAGAUGAGCAAUCAGACACUGUACAACAGGACUGUGCCCGCUCCAGCGACCGUCACAAGGCCUAGUAAGUGGACUGAUGCAUCUUCUCCAUCAGGACCCCCUCAGAGCUCGGCUGCUGAUCACCAUUUUAUCCACGUAAGAGGACUUCCCUUCCAUAUUUCUGCAGAAGAGAUCGUGAAGGUAAACUGAGAAAUGUCUGAUAACAGGUUUUUCAUGAUGCAGAACUUCCUGGAGAAGCCCCUCAUGUCUGAUUUUAAAUGUUUUCUGUUUUUCUCUUGCAGUUCUUCUCUCCUUUUAUCAUCUCAAAGAUCCUGAUGGAAUGCGGUCCUGAUGGGUGGCCGAAUGGAGAGGCAGACAUUUUCUUCAGCUGCCACGGGGAUGCCACUGCUGCCAUGACCAAAAACAAACAUUACAUCGGUGAGACUAAUGGAAAAUCUGACAUUUAAAAUGAUCGGUGCCAUUUUUAGUUAUUUGUGCAGCCUUCGUGAAGUCAUACAUCCUAAAUGGUUCAUCAUAUGUAAACAGAGAACAUGCAACAAAAACAAAAGGCCAGAUAUUUAAAUUUUACACUGUCUUAAAGGGGAGGAGCAGCUCUUUCUCUUCAUUUUGUCUUGUCUGUUUUCCUCUUUUACUGAACUUUUUAAACUUCUCAUUUUUAGGAGAAAGAUACAUUGAGUUAUUCCUGAACUCUGCUCCAGAUUGUGAUUCAAGGUGAGAAAAAAAGUGAGAUGUACAGAGUUGGAAAUUCAAGUAUCUUGAUUUAAGAUGAAACUUUUUUUUUUUCCUGCAGGUAAAUGUCAACUUGAAGACGAUGGCAAACCCACGGAUAGAUUUACUGUAUUUAUUCACCUGCCUGACAAGUACAUCAAACAACAAUAAAGAGAGUGUCCAAGGAAAUGCUGCUUUUACUGUCUUUAUCCAAA